Cygnus olor (mute swan) is the source of this 1361-nucleotide messenger RNA. It is a transcript of the gene MDH2, whose product is annotated as malate dehydrogenase 2. Bases 435 to 1187 code for a protein of 250 amino acids. NCBI's taxonomy places the organism in Eukaryota, Metazoa, Chordata, Aves, Anseriformes, Anatidae. The transcript is spliced from 9 exons. Gene Ontology annotation, biological process: malate metabolic process; tricarboxylic acid cycle. Gene Ontology annotation, molecular function: L-malate dehydrogenase (NAD+) activity. Gene Ontology annotation, cellular component: mitochondrion; cytoplasm. The record is from RefSeq and is a predicted model, not a curated record.
GUGACGUCGCGCCGCAACCUCGCGGUGCUUCCUCCCCGCGGCGGCGAGGGGACGGGGCGCGGCCGGGGAGAUCUCGCGAGGCGUGCCGGCGGAAGUCUCGCGAGAGGCGGCGCGGUGGAGGUCGUUGGAGUCGCCGCAGCCGCCGCCGCCGCCGCCGCCGCCGCCAUGCUGCCCCGCCUCGCCCGCCCCGCCGCCGCCGCCGCCGCCCUGCGCCGAGGGCUGGCCACCUCCGGGCCGAACAACGCCAAGGUGGCAGUGCUGGGGGCGUCGGGAGGGAUUGGCCAGCCUCUGUCCCUCCUCCUGAAGAACAGCCCGCUGGUGAGCAGGCUCAGCCUCUACGACAUCGCUCACACCCCCGGCGUCGCAGCUGACCUCAGCCACAUUGAGACGAGAGCGACCGUCAAAGGCUUCCUGGGACCCGAGCAGUUGCCAGAAUGUUUGAAGGGCUGCGAUGUUGUAGUUAUUCCUGCCGGAGUCCCCGAAAGCCAGGUAUGACCCGCGAUGACCUGUUCAACACCAACGCUAGCAUUGUUGCUACUUUGACAUCUGCCUGUGCGAAGCACUGUCCAGAAGCCAUGAUCUGUAUUAUCUCUAACCCGGUAAAUUCAACCAUCCCAAUAACUUCAGAAGUCUUCAAGAAGCACGGUGUGUACAAUCCUAACAGAAUCUUCGGUGUUACAACACUGGACAUUGUCAGAGCGAAUACCUUUGUGGCUGAACUGAAGGGUUUAGAUCCAGCUCGAGUAAGUGUUCCAGUCAUUGGUGGCCAUGCGGGGAAGACCAUCAUCCCUCUGAUCUCUCAGUGCACACCAAAAGUGGACUUCCCUCAGGAUCAGCUGGAAAAGCUUACAGGGAGGAUUCAAGAAGCUGGCACUGAAGUUGUUAAGGCUAAAGCAGGAGCAGGAUCUGCUACCUUGUCUAUGGCCUACGCUGGAGCUCGCUUUGUGUUCUCCCUGGUGGAUGCCAUGAACGGAAAGGAAGGGGUUAUCGAAUGUUCCUUUGUGCGAUCAGAAGAGACAGAGAGCCCCUACUUCUCUACACCUCUGCUGCUGGGAAAAAAUGGCAUUGAGAAGAACUUGGGUAUCGGCAAGAUCACCCCCUUUGAAGAGAAGAUGGUUGCUGAGGCCAUGUCGGAGCUGAAGGCUUCUAUUAAGAAAGGAGAAGAUUUUGCAAAGAACUUCAAGUGAAGAGCUGAUGAUGGAAAGGAAUUCCAACUUCCUUAAUUUAUUAAGGCAUCAUGUCACUUUACAACUUCUGAUUCAAAGCUCAGGUUUUGACUGAAGUCUGUCUGUACCAGUUUAAUGAUUGUUGUCAAAGCAGAGUCUAAUCAUCAAUAAAAUGGCCUCAUUUUUUUCAGCGUA